CAGACACUCACACACACACAGACACACACACAGACGGUCACAGAUGGAUUUGAAUUCUCCGUCUACGCUGAGAGAGGAGACGGGGAGCACAGCCCCAGGGACUGCGGGUUGGUACGUGUUGGGACCAGUUACUGGGAGUUUCCCGGUGCUCGGGAGAGCCAGCGGGAAUCACCGGCGACGUUACCAGGCUCGCUGGCGGGAUGAUUACCUGAUGGAGUACGAUCGUGCCCGGCACGGGCUGGUGUGUAUGGUGUGUGGCACCGCCCUCAGCACCAUGAAGCUCAGCGCCAUCAAACGCCACAUCCUCCACCGGCAUCACCAUUCCCUGCUCCUGAGCCGGGCGCAGAGACUGGCAGCCAUCGGCACCUGGGAGACAGCGCAGAGGGAGGCCGAGAGGGAGAGAGAGGGCACACAGGACAGAGCGGGCACAGAGAAGCAGAGAGCGGAGAGGCCCAGUUUGGGCAAAGAGAGGCACCGUGUGGGCACAGAGAGGCCCAGUGUGGGCACAGAGAGGUCCAGUGUGGGCACAGAGAGGCACCGUGUGGGCACAGAGAGGCGCAGUGUGGGCGCAGAGAGGCACCGUGUGGGCACACAGAGGCCCAGUGUGGGCACAGAGAGGCCCAGUGUGGGCACAGAGAGGUGCAGUGUGGGCACAGAGAGGCCCAGUGUGGGCACAGAGAGGCGCAGUGUGGGCACAGAGAGGCGCAGUGUGGGCACAGAGAGGCGCAGUGUGGGCACAGAGAGGCCCGGUGUGGGCACAGAGAGGCGCAGUGUGGGCACAGAGAGGCGCAGUGUGGGCACAGAGAGGCCCAGUGUGGGCACAGAGAGGUGCAGUGUGGGCACAGAGAGGCUCAGUGUGGGCACAGAGAGGCGCAGUAUGGGCACAGAGAGGCGCAGUGUGGGCACAGAGAGGCGCAGUGUGGGCACAGAGAGGCCCGGUGUGGGCACAGAGAGGCGCAGUGUGGGCACAGAGAGGCGCAGUGUGGGCACAGAGAGGCGCAUUUUGGGCACAGAGAGGUGCAGUGUGGGCACAGAGAGGCGCAGUGUGGGCACAGAGAGGCGCAGUGUGGGCACAGAGAGGCGCAUUUUGGGCACACAGCUCAGCACAGCGGAGGUGAAAGUGGAGAUGACAGACAGCCCAGAGCAGCAAAGAGCCAACACCCCCAGCGACAACAAUGUACAGCUCAGCCCAGAGACCCCGGCGAGGCCCAGCGUGAAGAAGGAAGACCGGGCGGAGUGGGGGUCGGGCGCCCGGUCAGUCAGCCCGGCCUGCCGGCUGCUGCCCAAGCUGCGGGCGGUGGCCGGGGCCGGUCGCCGAUUGCGCCGCUACCAGCCGGGCUGGCGCUCAGACUUCCUGAUGGAGUACGACCGGCGCCGGCACGAGCUGGUGUGCCUGGUCUGCGGCUCGGCCCUGGCCACGCUGACCGUCUCCGCCAUCCGGCGCCACGUCCGGCAGAACCACCCCUACUCGCUCGGCCUCAGCGGGGAGGAGAGACACAACAUCCUGCAGGCCUGGGAGGCCUCGGGGCCCCCCCUGGGGGCCGACUGGUGCCUGACCGGCAGGCGUCACCGCAGGAACUACCAGCGACACUGGCGGGCAGACUACCUCAUGGCCUACGACCGCGGGCGGCACGGCCUGGUCUGCAUGGUGUGUGGGGCCGCUCUGGCCACCCUCAAGCUCAGCACCAUCAAGCGCCACAUCAGCCAGCGCCACCCGCAGUCCCUGGGCCUGGCCCCGGCCGAGAGGAGGGACCUACUGGCGGCCUGGGCGGAGAACGAGGAGGAGGAGGAGGAGGAGGGGGGGGACGGGGCCUUCGGAGCUGACGAGGGCCUGGACUUGUGGAGCAGUGAAGGGGAGAGGUUGCCGGACGUGACGAUGGAGGGAACGAGGUCGACGGCGAUGGAGAGAUACAGAGCGAGCGCUGGCGAGUUGCCGGUGUCUCCGAGCGGGGAGACAGGGGGUGGGGGAGAGGGGUUGGGGGGCGAGGGAGGGCUCGGGCUUCAGCUCGAGCUGUCGCGGUGGAGAGACCACAAGAGGAAUUAUCAGGCUCGCUGGCGGGGGGAGUACCUCAUGGCUUACGACGGUGUUAACCACGGGCUGCUGUGUAUGGUGUGUGGCUCCACACUUGCCACCAUGAAGCUCAGCACCAUCAAACGCCACAUCCACCAGCGCCACCCCCACUCCCUGCGCCUCGACCCCGCAGACAAGAGGAACGUUCUGGAAGCCUGGAGCCGGCUGGUGUCACAGAGCAACCCCCAAGCCCGAGACCACCCCCACCCUGAGCGAACAGACCCCACCCUCAACCUCACCCGUUCAACCACUAACACAGGUCAACAAACGCAGCUGAUUUGCUCGCAGCGACGUCCCCACAAACAGCCGUGAAGCCAGCGAUUGAUUUUAUCUGU
Messenger RNA from Callorhinchus milii (elephant shark), 2406 nucleotides. RefSeq names its product zinc finger translocation-associated protein. Lineage: Eukaryota; Metazoa; Chordata; Chondrichthyes; Chimaeriformes; Callorhinchidae. The transcript is spliced from 6 exons. Gene Ontology annotation, biological process: negative regulation of DNA-templated transcription. The record is from RefSeq and is a predicted model, not a curated record. Bases 44 to 2383 code for a protein of 779 amino acids.